This is a messenger RNA of Aspergillus eucalypticola CBS 122712, 1638 nucleotides long. Its product is annotated as putative pantetheine-phosphate adenylyltransferase. The record is from RefSeq and is a predicted model, not a curated record. Gene Ontology annotation, molecular function: dephospho-CoA kinase activity. Gene Ontology annotation, biological process: coenzyme A biosynthetic process. Bases 293 to 1498 code for a protein of 401 amino acids. Lineage: Eukaryota; Fungi; Ascomycota; Eurotiomycetes; Eurotiales; Aspergillaceae. The transcript has a single exon.
CGUGCCGCUGACUCAGCCACCCAGAUCGCGGGGGAAUUCCUGCGCUUCUCCUUCCAUCAUCAUCAUCAUCGUUGGUUGGGGUUGAUGAAAGCGAUCUUGUCUUGCGUUGCCAAACGAAGAUAUUUGACACCGGAUUACUAGGUGGGAUUGUACACUUACAUUCCGCAUUAAAGGGCAUAUCGUGCGCUGUAUAACUCUUCGACUCUAUUGUUAUCGCCUUGAAACUCUACCCUUGCAGUGUUCUUUCUCUACUAAGCUCCACCCGUGAGCUCCCCUCUCUCCUCCCCGCAAUAUGGCUUCAGAUCAACUUUCGGCCCUGCUUCUGCUGCCACCACCCCCUUCGGCAUCGUUCGACCAGUUCAAGGCUGCAUACGAGCCCAUUCUGUUGGGUGUCUGCACCAAGCUUGUCCGGGAACUUAAUGGAGCCAAUCACGCGGCCAUACUAGAUAUUGCGCUCUCCCUUCCAGGCCUUCGAUCCCCCUCAUGUCGGCCGCGCACUAGGGCAUUUUCAAGCCUCCAGUCUUUUCUGGAAAGCAUCUAUAGGCUUAUUGGGAUUGUGUGUGUUGAGCAAGGCAUUGAGCUCGACGGUCCUGGCGGUAUUGACGCCCGUGUGAUCUUACUCGACUACGAUUCAGUCCAGACUGCCGUUCCCAGGGACAACCCGUGCGAUGGUCCUGUUAUUGACUUGCAGACGUUGGCGCGGUCUGGGCGACUGUGGGAUUUCAUAUACUACCCGGAUAACCAAGUAGGUCAGGGUCUAGCAACGGCCUUCAGUAGCUUCUAUUCUGAGUCUAAGGACCCCAACGGCGGAUCUAUGAGCGCAAUCCCAAAUGCACCCAAUUGGAAGGCUGCAGAAUCACUUCUGGUGAUGGAUGAUAACCACAUAUCAACCAUGCAUUACUCUGUGGCUGUAGGAGGCACUUUCGACCAUUUUCACAUUGGGCACAAGCUCUUGCUCACGGCUACGGCGUUGGUAUUGCAGCCUGCCGAGGAUGUGGAGGCAGGUAAAGUCCGGAAGAUUACCGUCGGGGUGACAGGAGAAGGUUUGCUGGCGAAGAAAAAGUAUGCCGAAUAUCUGGAGAGCUGGGAUGAGCGAUGCAUGAGUACCGGGUCGUUCCUUUCAGCCAUCAUGGAUUUCCGUAUCCCGGAAACCAGUGCGCCGCGCAUUGAACGAGACUCUGGGUCUGGACCCGAUGACAAGUACAUUCAGAUGCGAAUGCGGCCGGAUCUAGUCUUCAAGCUGGUACAGAUCACGGAUCCUUUUGGCCCUACCAUCACCGACGAAGAGAUCAGUGCUCUUGUUGUUUCCAAAGAGACUCGUGCAGGUGGGGCCGCGGUCAAUGAGGAGCGUGCGAAGAAAGGCUGGGAGAGCCUGGAGGUGUUUGAAGUCGACGUACUACAUACAGGCGAAGUCCCCACCGACGAUGCCGAGAGUUUCGCGUCCAAGAUAAGCAGCACUGAUAUCAGACGGCGUCGGAUGGAGAUGGCCACGGAAUAAAUUAGCGCAAUGAACUGGCAAAGCGUGCGGGCAGCUAUGCGAACCAGUCGUCAAGCUCGAGAAUUUAGACAUUGACAGCUGUCCUGAAACGGCAGAGGGCAGGCGUGCAGAUAUGGGGAUGAUUGGGCACGAUGCGAUCC